This is a messenger RNA of Tupaia belangeri chinensis (Chinese tree shrew), 419 nucleotides long. Its product is annotated as amine sulfotransferase-like. The record is from RefSeq and is a predicted model, not a curated record. NCBI's taxonomy places the organism in Eukaryota, Metazoa, Chordata, Mammalia, Scandentia, Tupaiidae. The transcript is spliced from 2 exons. Gene Ontology annotation, molecular function: sulfotransferase activity. The coding region runs from base 18 to 404 and encodes 128 amino acids.
UUGCAGAUUACUUAAUAAUGCAAGAAGAAGGAAAACUACUAAAAUUCAAAGGAUUUUAUUUUCAGUCAGCCUUACUUGAUCAUGAUAUUUUAGAAAACCUGGAAGACUUUGAAAUUAGAGAUAACGACAUCUUUGUAAUAUCCUAUCCCAAAUCUGGAACUGCUUGGAUUCGGCAAAUAUUGUGCUUGAUUCAUUUCACGGACUAUCGUAACAAAACUGACACAAGGCCUCUGGAUUUAGGAGCCCCCUUCCUGGAGUACAAUGUUUCUCACGUUGACUUAGAGAAGACGCCCUCUCCUCGAAUUAUUGGUAGCCACUUACCAUAUUAUUUGGUACCAAGAGGAUUGAAGAACAAAAAAGCCAAAGUAAGACAUAGAAUUGAUUUAUCACACUAUAUUUUUUGAAGAGAAGUAUUGCCU